CUGCUCCAAGGACUCUGGGUAGGGCCGCCCGCUCUCCAGUCUGCGCGCUUGCGCGAAUGCAUCGGCGGUCGCCCUUCCCCCACCUGCAGUCGCGAGUGGGUGACAGGGCCCCCAUCUCCACGAGCUUCGUGACCCGGAACCGCGAGUGGAGGCUAAGCCCCUCCAGUGUGCCUUGGUGCUCCUGUGCCUUUACCUCACCACGGAGAAUGAUGGGGCCCCAGGGGUCGGUUUCAUUCACUGAUGUAACUGUGGACUUCACCCAGGAGGAGUGGGAGCAGCUGGACCCCUCUCAGAGGAUUCUAUACAUGGACGUAAUGCUUGAGAACUAUAGCAACUUACUUUCAGUGGUGUGGAGGGCCGAUGACCAUGUGGAGAAGAACCCCAGAGACCCAGAUGAGCAGGCGAGGCCACUUACAACCCUCAAGAACCAACCACCAGUUGAAGAAAGAGGCAAUCUUUUUGGCAAGACAUUAAAUCUGAACACAGACUUUGUUUCGUUAACACAAGUUCCCUAUAAAUACGAUUUGUAUGAAAAAACUUUGAGAUAUAGCUCAGACUUACUUGGGGGCAGAAGCUGUGUAAGAAGGAAGGGUGAGGAGUGCAAUGGAUUUGGGAAACCACUCCUGUAUCUGAAGCAAGAGAAGCCCCAUGCCGGCGUAGGGUACUCUGACUACAGUGGGAAUGGAAAGGUCCUCGGCCAUAAAGAGGUCAUCUUUAAACAUCAGAAAAUUAAGAACUUGGUUCAGCCUUUUGUCUGUAAUUACUGUGACAAGGCCUUCUCCUUCAAGUCGCUCCUGAUCAGCCACAAGAGGAUACACACAGGAGAGAAACCCUAUGAAUGCAAUGUGUGUAAGAAAACCUUCUCCCAUAAGGCAAACCUCAUCAAACAUCAGAGAAUUCAUACCGGAGAGAAACCCUUUGAAUGUCCUGAGUGUGGGAAAGCCUUUACCCACCAGUCAAACCUCAUUGUGCACCAGAGAGCACACAUGGAGAAGAAGCCAUAUGAGUGCAGCGAGUGUGGAAAGACGUUUGCUCAGAAGUUUGAACUCACCACACACCAGAGAAUCCACACGGGAGAGCGGCCCUAUGAGUGUAGCGAAUGUGCGAAAACCUUCUUUAAGAAAUCAAACCUCAUUAUCCAUCAGAAAAUUCACACAGGGGAGAAACGCUACGAGUGCAGCGAGUGUGGAAAGUCGUUCAUCCAGAACUCACAGCUUAUCAUCCACAUGAGAACUCACACUGGGGAAAAACCGUAUGAAUGUACCGAAUGCGGGAAAACUUUCAGCCAGAGAUCAACCCUUAGAUUACAUUUGAGAAUCCACACCGGGGAAAAACCCUACGAAUGUGCUGAGUGUGGGAAAGCCUUCAGCAGAAAGUCUCGGCUCAGUGUCCAUCAGAGGGUUCACACAGGGUAGGUCCUGAGGCUGCAGUCAGACCAUACCGUGGGAAACCAUCAAACCAUCACCUUCAUGAAGAUCCUGAGGCUACAGUCACACUGUACCGUGGGAAACCAUCAAACCAGUGUUCUUCCAGUGAGGGAGGAACCUUCAUGAAGAUACUGAGGCUACAGUCACACUGUACCGUGGGAAACCAUCAAACCAGUAUUCUUCCAGUGAGGGAGAAACCUUCAUGAAGAUACUGAGGGAACUUGGGAAAUCACAUUGAGAUGCAGGCUAACUUAAAAACUUCAGAAAACAGGAUACCAUAAGAAUAUUAUACUGAAAGUAUCCAUGUGUAUGUACUUAGUACAUACACCUCCAGAUCCAAUUGUAAAUAGACAUAGCCAGCUCUACUCCAUGAGCUUUCAUGGCUUUUUGUGCCGCUGGGGUUCAAACCUAGCUUGCUGCCUGUGCUAGGCAAAUUUUUUUACCACUGAUCUACAUUCCCAGUACACAGUGACCUUUUACAAAUCUUGAAUCAACUGAAUAUUCUAGGAGGAGAAAUAAAGUUUCUAUAAACACCACCUUAGGAAUUUGUACUUAAGGAUAUGCCACAAAGCAUAUAUUGUUUGAAAUCUGUUCAUGUGAGUCUAAUGGCUACUAGGGAAUUGAAAUUCCCAUUCAUCUAUGAAAUUGCAUCAUAGCAAGCAAGGUUUCUCCUACUCAACAUCAUGUAUGUGUCUCGGUACCUUUCCAACCCAGUGUGUAUCCAAAGAAAAUGUGAUGGAUUUAAGUAGCAUGUAGCCUCUCCCUCUGCAGCCAGAUCAUACAAACUGGUGUGGCCAUUGUUAAUGAGCUGCCUGGCCACUAAAGAAAAGCAGCAUUGUUAGGGUUUUAGCCUGCUUCUGGGUUUGAAGAUUUUCUAACGCAUUAUUUAUACAUAUAAAUAUGCAAAGGUCUGAGAUAAUUGAGACCUAGAGAGUGAAAGGCAGGUGUGAACUAUGACUUGGUAUCCAUCACAGAAGAGAGCUGUGCAUGCAGGGGAUGGCCUCAUCAAUCAUGCUCUUAUCUUUCUCCCCGAGGCAUUGACAUACAAGUGUAUGUCCUCCAAAAUACUGUGUAUCCCAGAAUAUUAUUUUUGUAUGUUUGUCUUCCUCUUAAUGCUUUAUGAAUUAUCCUAUUAAAAAUGAGUAGGGUGCCUAUGUAGCUCCCAAAUGUUA
Messenger RNA from Mesocricetus auratus (golden hamster), 2599 nucleotides. It is a transcript of the gene Zfp1, whose product is annotated as ZFP1 zinc finger protein. NCBI's taxonomy places the organism in Eukaryota, Metazoa, Chordata, Mammalia, Rodentia, Cricetidae. The record is from RefSeq and is a predicted model, not a curated record. Gene Ontology annotation, biological process: regulation of cytokine production; regulation of immune system process; negative regulation of transcription by RNA polymerase II. The coding region runs from base 57 to 1415 and encodes 452 amino acids. The transcript is spliced from 4 exons.